CGAACUAGCUUAACACUCCAAUUAGAGGACAGCUGAUACGGUGACCUCGACUGGCCGUCAUAGUAGUUAUUAAAAGUGAGGCAGAUCGGCUCCCGUGUCAGUCCAACCCUAAUCGCCAUGGAGAAAGGAGAGAAGCCCAAGUCGUCGCUGCCAGGCCUGUGGAAGUACCCGUCCCUCCGCGAUGUGCCGCUGCACUCCGGAGGACUGUGGCUGCAGGGCCGGCGCGAGGACGACGGCGCCGAAGGGUUGUGGCGCGUCCACGACCGCCUCUACGACCUGGCCGGCUGGGAGAAGUCGCACCCCGGCGGCUCUGACUGGAUCACACUCACCAAGGGAACGGACAUCACAGAAGCAUUCGAAGCACAUCAUGUGCGCAAUGUUGCGGAAACCAAGCUGAAGGACUUCUACGUGCGAGACGCAAAAACGCGGCGCAACUCGCCGUACGUCUUUGAUCCGAAAGGCUUCUACUGCACGCUGAAGGAACGCGCACGCCAGGCGCUGGCGAACGAGAAGUACGUCGGCUCCACAGGCACCGUGUACUCCAAGCUGUUGGCAGACUUCCUGGUGACGUCGAUGCUGACGCUGAGCGUGUUGGCUGCGUGGACGCAGAGCUACCUGGUGGGCACCUUGGCUGGUCUGAUGCUCUGCUUCACUGUCAUCUGUGCGCACAACUUCACUCAUAUGAAGGACAACAUUCGCAUGUACUACCUCGAUUUCUCCAUGAUGUCAUCCAGAGACUGGCGUAUUAGUCAUGUUCUGAGUCAUCACCUCUACCCCAACACGCUCCUUGAUCUGGAACUGUCUGUGUUUGAACCUCUGUUCAACUUUUUCCCAUUUGAAGAGAAAAAUUUCAUUGUUCGUUACGGAAGCUGGUUCUACGCUCCUUUGGUGUGGACGUUUAGUUUCCACGCUAGCUUCGUACGCAGGAUUCUUGACAGAUUUAUUGGCAGUGGGCUCGAAAUACGGAAAGCAGAACUCAUACCUCUGAUAAUACCAGCAUCUAUGAUCUUUAUCGCUGGAGCGUCAGUGAAAGAUGCUGUUUACAUGUGGCUGUACAUCACACUUUCUGCAAGUCUGUUUUUCAACUUCAUUGGAAUCACUGCUGCUCACCACCAUCCAGUUAUUUUCCACGACGGAGAUACUCCAAGGCCUGACAUGGACUGGGGUGUUCAACAGCUGGACGCAGUGAGGGACAGGCCAGUCAUAUCCAGCUCGGACCUCCUCGCUCUUACGUUCUUCGGCCAUCACGGCCUACACCACCUGUUCCCUACAAUUGACCACAGGUUCCUGCACAAGCUCUACCCAGCGUUCCAGAAGACCUGCGCCGAGUUUGGAGUUAAGUACGACGGCCUUGGUAUCGGUGAACUGAUUCGUGGCACUUACAUACAGGCUGCGAAAAAUAAGCCCAACACAGUUCCCCCAGGUUUUGGCAAGCAUUAAUUCUGAAGAUGUUGUAAGAAAUUAAAAAAAGAAAGAGUCACUGUGCUCACUUCAAAGCGUGUGUAUUGAUUAUUGGUGCUACUGCUGAUAUGAAAUCUUUUUUUGUGGUAGCGAUAAAAUGAAUCGAGUACAAUAAUUUAGUGGAACGUAAUUCAGAUGAUAUCACUGUUCUGUUUUCUCAUCGGUAAUGACCAGUGUAAUGGAGUAAUGAUUUCACGAAGAUGUAUUUGCUCAAAGGAAUGCAUAAGACUGAAGAAAUGUAAAAAAAAAAAAAGUUGGAAUUACCCAAAAA
Molecule: messenger RNA, 1732 nt
Organism: Schistocerca americana (American grasshopper)
Lineage: Eukaryota; Metazoa; Arthropoda; Insecta; Orthoptera; Acrididae
Product: cytochrome b5-related protein-like
Exons: 7
Coding region: 118-1440 (440 amino acids)
Biological process (GO): lipid metabolic process
Cellular component (GO): mitochondrion
Source: RefSeq, a predicted model, not a curated record